This is a messenger RNA of Penicillium robsamsonii, 1086 nucleotides long. RefSeq lists its product as uncharacterized. Lineage: Eukaryota; Fungi; Ascomycota; Eurotiomycetes; Eurotiales; Aspergillaceae. The coding region runs from base 1 to 1086 and encodes 361 amino acids. The record is from RefSeq and is a predicted model, not a curated record. The transcript has 2 exons.
AUGCUAGACUUCCUCAAACGCGCCCUGCGUAAACCACGUGCAAACGUGUACGGUCUAGACCAUGCCGUCCUCAACAUCCAGCUUCCACAACAGAGUAUGUGGAUGAAUAUGGGGUAUUGGGAGUACACAAACGACUUCCCAGAAGCCUGUCAAGCGCUCCUAGAUCAGGUUCUCACGGCUGCGCUGUCAACGGAGAAGGCGGCUGCCUUGAGAAUCCUGGAUGUAGGGUGUGGCUGUGGUGAUCAGUCAUUGUACCUGACGAAAAUGUUUGACGGCUCUUCCUCUACAUCCCAGUCCGGUCCUGAAUCUGGGACUGGGGCCAGGACGGCAACCCCCGCCUCUGUCAUCAGUACCCAGUCAGAUAUCCAACCACUGGACUCAGGCCUGCGGUCUCGCCACAGCAAGAUUAAGCCACAAUUUCCCUCUUUGCUACGCCUAGACUCCUAUAUCGGAAUCACGCUGGAGCCUGCACAGGCCGCGCUCGGCUCAAGCCGCAUUCGCCGUAUGGAGCGAGACAGCGAGGAAUUUAUCCAGGCAGAUAUCUUCUGCGCGGAUGCCGCGGUCCCGAGCUCUUGGACUGGGGCGCUGAGGAAAUCAAUCAUUGCCCUCGAAGACGCGUCCACCAAACAAAAUGAAAAUGAAGACACAUCCACCUGGCUCCUGGCCCUAGACACAAUGUAUCACUUCCGCCCUUCACGGCUACCUCUCUUAACCUAUGCACACAACUCCCUCAGUGCCUCGUUCAUGGCCUUCGACAUGAUACUAUCUAACAGUAUAACCUGGUACGAAAAGAUCCUCCUCCGACUCGUGUGCUGGUGCACGAACUCACCAUUCGGGAAUUUCAUUUCUGAGAAGGAAUACGUGGAGCUACUCGUUACCGCUGGGUAUAAUCCUACUUCUAUUGAGAUCCGGGAUGUCUCGCAGCACGUGUUUGGGGGGCUAGCGGGUUUCAUUAAGCGCAGGGUUGAGGAGGCCAGGCCUUUUGGGAUUAAAAUGGGGAAGUAUCGUGCGGCGAGCUUUGUUUUCGAGUGGUGGUCUAAGGGGAGGAUUGUUCGGGGGGUUGUAGUUGUUGCGAGAAAGGAGUGA